AUGUUUCACCAGGAGCGAGGUGCUCCACCAGCCGCCCCAGUACCGAAGGCUCGUGCGAAGGAUAGCGGUGUACCUCCGCCUCCGCCUCCGGCGGCAAGCUCAUCUUUGAGCCGUGCGACGGACACGAGGCCCCAGGUCGCCAGUCAGUUUUCCAGAGGGCCUUCUCAUGGUGGAGAUGGUGCCGUCUCCACAGCAGCAGAGCCGGUCAGACAUGCUGCCUCAGCAUCGGAGGAGCCUACUGGUCAGCUGGAGCUGCUUGAGGAGCAUUCAGCCGAUUCCAGCUUUUUCGCGGAGGAGGGGCGGACGCUCCCCCAUGUUCCUCAGCCCAUGUCACGCACGGCAUCCGAGAACGAGGACCCCCCGGUACCUCGCCAGACUGCCCUUCAGUUCAGCUUAAGAGCUGCUGCCGAGACCCAGAGUGGCCCGGCCCCCCUACCCCCAUCUCCGACCACGCCGGUGCGCACCCCGCCCUCCCUGGGCCUGGCAGCCGACUUUCCCGCCGAG
Symbiodinium sp. CCMP2456 is the source of this 504-nucleotide messenger RNA. Lineage: Eukaryota; Dinophyceae; Suessiales; Symbiodiniaceae. The record is from the annotation of a GenBank genome assembly.